AGGUGUUGUCCCUGUUCUAUCUUGUCCACAGAAACACACUUCAUCACGUCUCUCUCUGGUUAUUGAAACGAUGAGUCUUGUCUAUAUUCCCGGCAGAACAAAGUGCAAGGCAGAUGGAUGCCUCGGCUUUACGCCUAACAACUUCUGUACAAAGCAUCGUUGCACGGAAAAUAAUUGUCGAGAUGGGAGAUGGAGCGACAGUGACUACUGCGCCAGUCAUGUGUGCAUGGCGACUAGUUGUCGCAACCAAAGGUCCUGGGGGGAUUACUGCAGUUUCCAUGUUUGCAAAACAUCCCCCGACAUCAAUUCUUCACCUGCCUGCCCCCUGGAGCGCCGAAUGCCUUCAGAAGGUGACUUGGAGCAUGAAGAACGACGGGUUCCGGGACAUUAAGGUAUACAACCUCCCGCUAGUGAAAAGGUAUUUAUCUCGAGCGAGUAGAUCGGAAAGGCAUUUAUAGAUUUCCCUGCCAGGAUGUUAUAAAGGCAGAGAAGGCCACCUUGUAUAACUUUUCGCAGGCUGGUAUGGCCACGACCUCGGGUGCCACCGCGACGCGCGGUGG
This is a messenger RNA of Aspergillus ibericus CBS 121593, 560 nucleotides long. RefSeq lists its product as uncharacterized. The transcript has 5 exons. The coding region runs from base 114 to 458 and encodes 114 amino acids. NCBI's taxonomy places the organism in Eukaryota, Fungi, Ascomycota, Eurotiomycetes, Eurotiales, Aspergillaceae. The record is from RefSeq and is a predicted model, not a curated record.